AUGGCCACUGCAAUGGAAGUCGAUAUACCCAAACAAUCUACAUCUGACAACACUGAAGACGAUUUUAUUCUUCCCUGGGUUGAAAAAUACAGACCAGUUUACUUGAAAGAUAUUGUUGGAAAUGAAGAUGUCGUAGCGCGUUUGAUGACUAUUGCAAAAGAUGGAAACAUGCCAAAUCUUAUAUUAACCGGUAUGCCUGGUAUUGGUAAAACCACCAGUAUAUCAUGCCUGGCUCACGAUAUGCUUGGUGCUUCCUACAAAGACGCUGUUCUUGAGUUGAAUGCAUCUGAUGAUAGAGGCAUUGAAGUAAUUAGAAACAGAAUCAAGGCAUUUGCUCAGAAAAAAGUGACAUUACCACCGGGAAAGCAUAAGAUUGUGAUCUUGGAUGAAGCAGACAGUAUGACUGGAGGUGCUCAACAGGCUCUCAGAAGAACCAUGGAAAUUUAUUCAAAUACAACUCGAUUUGCCUUGGCAUGUAAUCAAUCCAACAAGAUCAUUGAGCCCAUUCAGUCAAGAUGUGCCGUACUGCGUUAUACAAAGCUAACAGACGAACAAGUGUUGCGUAGACUAUUAGAAAUAUGUCAAAUGGAAAAGGUGAACUACAAUGACGAAGGUUUAGAGGCAUUGAUAUUUACAGCAGACGGUGAUAUGCGUCAGGCGAUCAAUAACUUACAAUCGACAUUUUAUGGCUUCAAAUAUGUCAAUGCAGAAAAUGUCUUCAAGAUUUGUGAUCAACCUCAUCCCAUCGUCAUUCAGCAUAUUCUCAAAUGCUGUUCUGAAGGAAACUUGAAUGAAUCUGUCAAGUGCAUGGAAGAAUUAUAUUAUUUAGGAUAUUCUUCGCUUGAUAUCAUCACUACAAUAUUUCGUGUAGUGCGAAGCUAUGAUGAACUAGAUGAAGGACUGAGAUUGGACUAUUUGAAAGAGAUUGGUAUGACACAUAUGCGUAUUUUGGAUGGUCACCAAAGUAUCAUGCAACUCUCAGGCAUGAUUGCUAGACUCUGUAAAGUGUCUUCUCCUAGUAAGAUAUAA
Rhizopus microsporus ATCC 52813 is the source of this 1029-nucleotide messenger RNA. RefSeq names its product P-loop containing nucleoside triphosphate hydrolase protein. Gene Ontology annotation, molecular function: DNA clamp loader activity; ATP binding; DNA binding. The transcript is spliced from 4 exons. The record is from RefSeq and is a predicted model, not a curated record. Gene Ontology annotation, biological process: DNA repair; DNA-templated DNA replication. Lineage: Eukaryota; Fungi; Mucoromycota; Mucoromycetes; Mucorales; Rhizopodaceae. The coding region runs from base 1 to 1029 and encodes 342 amino acids. Gene Ontology annotation, cellular component: Elg1 RFC-like complex; DNA replication factor C complex; nucleus.